Sclerotinia borealis F-4128 is the source of this 1608-nucleotide messenger RNA. NCBI's taxonomy places the organism in Eukaryota, Fungi, Ascomycota, Leotiomycetes, Helotiales, Sclerotiniaceae. The record is from the annotation of a GenBank genome assembly.
AUGGACCAACUUCCAACCGAGCUCCUUGGCCUGAUUCUAGAAAAGAAGAUUGAGAUGUGUUGCUGCGAUAAAAAUGAUGUUUUAGAUCUGCGAUUAGUAUGCAAAGCAUUCGAUCAAAUCUUAAAACCUUCAAUCUUCAAGACCAUUCAACUGGAGUUCUCGCGAUUCAGCAGCUUCCGGAACAUCGAUAAUCAUCCAGAUCAAUUGAAGACACUUCAAAGUGUAGGUCCAUUAUCAUCCUCCGUCUAUAUCGAUAUGAUGGUAGUUAGAGAUCCAGAUGAGAUUGAUAAUCUUAAAGAAGUCUUCAACAGCAUUACUGCUAUGGUUCCUGAAAUGGCAGACUUGAUCGAAUCUCUUCGAGAUUAUUGCCUUCAUAAGAACACAUUCAUCGAGGAGGACUAUAAUCGCCUGGUUAGCAGAGUCUUACAGAGCGGCCCACGGAUAACCCGCCUUAAGGUCAACCUGCCAUUUCAAGUAGCCGGCAAUUCUUCCAUGACAGCUACAAGAUUAUUCGCAAACACUCUAUCUUGUGUGGCAAAUCGUCCCGAAGAGCACCGAAAAAUCGAUACAAUGGUGUUGGAUCAUAUCACUGACAAAACGAUUAACAACAUAUUCAAUGUACCUAUCGAUGUCGAGAAUGCCUUCAAGACAUUCGAAAAUCUGAAGAAUUUAGUGAUAUCAAUCAAGAGACAGGAAAGCAGAGAAUCACUGCAGAUGAUUUUUACGAGGAAUAUUUGGUUGUUGAUUCGAAAAGCCCAGGAUCUGGAGAGCUUGUGUAUCAUCGGGUGGAACGUUACGAGAAACAUGAAAAGUCGAAGAAACUCGAGCCGCAUACCCUUUUCGGAAUGGUCUAUGCGGUCCAUAUCAUAUCAUCCUAGUGAAGGACCUGUCCUCAAUAGGUUGAGGUAUAUGGAAUUGAAGCGGUUGGAUAUAGAUUCCUUGAUGCUGUUGUGUCUAAUCAAGGAGAACAGUCAUUCUUUGACGGAAUUGUACUUGAACGAGGUCUACCUAAAAGUUUGUGGUUCGUCCGAUGAAGAAAAUACUAGUCUCUGGAUAGGUUACCCCAAUGCCAACAUCCCUGAACCUGAAAAGUCCACAUGGAUUGCUCCAGCUAUACGGGAAAUUAAAGGCCUCAAUCUCAAGAUUCUUCGAGUCAGUAACCUGGGCUACGAUGAUUAUAAUCCCGAUCCUGGUUCAGCAAAUCCCAAUUAUGAUCUUGACGACCCUACAGGGCACAAUAGAUCUUUCGAUGAAAGAUUCGUGGAAGCUGUAAUGGGUACAAAAGCUCUACUGCCCCUCGAAUUGAUUCUCUCCGAUGCCUCUUCGGAAGUUAAGGAUACCAAAGGAAAACAAAUCAAUACUGGAAUCGAUCCGGACACUUACGAUGUUGAAUUGUAUCAAAUUAAUCGGAAACUACCAUCGAGCUACAGACGGUGCAUUGAUGGCAUAUUUUUCAACCACACUGAAGGAGCAUUGAAGGAAUUGCAAAAGAUGAUCAACGUGGCCGAUAGAGGCAUGAUGUUGAUCUCCAAAGAAAUUGACCGAAACAACGGCUUGGUUGUUGAUCAUGCUUCUGGUGUGCUUGUCAACCCGCCCACUGGUACAUGA